UAUAGAUAUAUAGAUAUGCAUAUAGUAGCAAGUUCUCACCUUCUGCUCUCUAGUGUUUUUACUCUAUUUAAGACGAGUAAUAUAGGGUGAGCGUCAGACAUGGGGGGCAGCAGCAUCGUUAACGCAGCAGCAGCGGCGGCGGCGGAGGCGGGAGGCGGUGGAAGAAGCAGCGGCAAGCUGCUGGAGUUGCUGAACGUGCGGGUGGUGGGUAGCGGGGAGCGGGUGGUGGUGCUGUCGCACGGCUUCGGCACGGAUCAGUCGGCAUGGAACCGCGUCCUCCCCUACUUCCAACGCGACUACCGCGUCGUCCUCUACGACUUGGUCUGCGCCGGCAGCGUCAACCCGGACCACUUCGACUUCCGUCGUUACACCACCCUCGACGCCUACGUCGACGACCUCCUAGACAUCCUCGACGCCCUCCACAUCGACCGCUGCUUCUUCGUCGGCCACUCCGUCUCCGCCAUGAUCGGCAUCAUAGCCGCCAUCCGCCGCCCUGAGCUCUUCCUCAAGCUCAUCCUCGUCGGCGCCUCCCCCAGGUUCCUGAAUGAUGGAGACUACCAUGGGGGCUUCGAGAGGGAAGAGUUCGAGAAGGUAUUCGCGGCGAUGGAGGCGAACUACGAGGCGUGGGUGCAGGGGUUCGCGCCGCUGGCGGUGGGGGCGGACGUGCCGGCGGCGGUGCGGGAGUUCAGCCGGACGCUGUUCAACAUGAGGCCGGACAUCUCGCUGUUCGUGUCGCGGACGGUGGUAAACAGCGACCUGCGCGGGGUGCUGGGCCUCGUCCGCACCCCCUGCGUCGUCGUCCAGACCGCCAAGGACGUCUCCGUCCCCGCCUCCGUCGCCGCCUACCUCAAGGCCCACCUCGGCGGCCGCACCACCAUCGAGCUCCUCCCCAUCGAGGGCCACCUCCCCCACCUCAGCUCCCCCGCCGUCCUCGUCCAGGUCCUCCGCCGCGCCAUCGCCUCCCACCGCUGAUCACCAUCACCACCAGCCACAGCAGGGCCCACCACCUCCGCUUCCGAGUCAAACUGGGUAUGGCUGAUGAUACGUGGAGAAUAAAAUUUGGUCGGUCGUCCCUUUCGUCUUAGAUGUAUCCACAAGAGACAUCCACGUGGAGGUCACGUGAUCUCAUCAUCUUCCUCCUCCUCCUCCUCCUCCUCCUCUGCCCUUUGUAUUUUCCCCAGUGUAUCGUCCAAUAGUAAAAAAGCUUUGGCAAAUCGCUUGUUUGCUUUGGCCUAUCCA
Molecule: messenger RNA, 1239 nt
Organism: Musa acuminata subsp. malaccensis (wild Malaysian banana)
Lineage: Eukaryota; Viridiplantae; Streptophyta; Magnoliopsida; Zingiberales; Musaceae
Product: probable strigolactone esterase DAD2
Biological process (GO): secondary shoot formation; strigolactone biosynthetic process
Source: RefSeq, a predicted model, not a curated record